Molecule: messenger RNA, 3465 nt
Organism: Carcharodon carcharias (great white shark)
Lineage: Eukaryota; Metazoa; Chordata; Chondrichthyes; Lamniformes; Lamnidae
Gene: dnai4
Product: dynein axonemal intermediate chain 4
Exons: 18
Coding region: 216-2642 (808 amino acids)
Biological process (GO): cilium movement
Cellular component (GO): axonemal dynein complex
Molecular function (GO): dynein heavy chain binding; dynein light chain binding
Source: RefSeq, a predicted model, not a curated record
CGUUUGAACAGCGACCAAUCAAAACGAAGUUUCUUGCAAGGGUGGGCGGUGAAAUGGGCGGGGCGUUGUAUCCAUGGUAACGGUGGGGGCAGCCCCGCCCCUGACAACAGUAUCGUCGCUUAGGAACGGACCAAGCGGAUUCGAGAAAGAGCUCCCGAGCGGGUAGAUCCAACCUGUUUAUCCAGCAAUCCUGCUGGAAUCGCCUGAAAAUCACAAUGAAGAAAAUAAACCCAGCAUUGACGUCAUCCAAAAUGGGAGGAAGCAUGAAGAAAUUUCCUAGUCAUCACAGCAUGGGGAACUACAGUAGACACAGCCACAAAAGCUCAAUGAGUUUUCUAGGGUCAACUAGUCGUCAAAGGGUAAAUUUGCAAGGGGAGAAGAUCUUGGAUAAAGGCUACAGUUCAGGAGGAAGACACUCUAUACAGGUGUUUGAUGAGAGUGGGAAAGAUGUGACUCCUCACUCUCUUAUUGUCUUAGAUGCUACUUUUGCACAAAGCAGGCAAAGUAAAAUUUUCUCCUCUCAAGAUUUACUAUCUUCUGACUACAUCCUCACUGGUACAAUGUACCAAACGGUUGUGAAUGCUAGUCUUGGUGGACCUUUUACCAGGUCCACUUUUGACAGUGGUAGUGUCUCCCGAUCAAGUCGUACCUUUUCUGAUUCAUUGGAAGACAUUGGAGACACUGCUAUUCAACAUGAUGUCCCAGGUCUACACCAAUAUUUCCAAAUCCGAAGAGAAGAUGUACGAGAACAGCUGAACGAGGAUGAUCUUAAUAAGAUCGUAGAUGUGUUUCUGACGGAGACUGAAACAUUUACCUUUCUGGACCUGCCCGUAGAAAUGGUUUCAGUGGAUUCAGCGGAAGCAGAAUCCAUCAAACAAAGAAACCAGCUGUAUAUUGAACUCUGCAAGGAGCGAGUUGGCAAUGAUCGCUACAUUGAAAGGAUGGCGCAGACGUUCAGUGGAGCACAAAAAUCCAAGGAGGUUCAGUGUGACAAGAUUAACACUCAAGAAACAGGUGUUAUGGCUACAACAUGGGACAUGUAUGAUAGUUUUAAAGACGGGGAAGUGCACAAAGAGAUUUCCUCUCAUCAAGCGAAUCAGCAGAAGGAUUUAUCACAAAUUAAUUUUGACAGAGCUAUCCUUCAAACUUUAUCAGCUAUAAAUUAUAUAGGAUUAGAAAGUCGAUCCUCCACUUCUGCAGAGUCGGAGAGUGUCAUCAAUAUCCAAGGGACUGAAGAAUUAGAGCGGGACCCAGAAGAACUCCUGAAAAAUGAGAAACUAAAGCAUGAUUUAUUCAUCAUGGAACGUGUCAUUAUGGAGAAUAUUUUCCAACCUAAACUCGCUGCUUAUCGACAACUGCCAAUUUUACCUGAUCCAGAUGGUCCAUCUAAUGCAGAGGAAGAGGUAGUCGACAGCAUAAUGCUGCUGGAUAUCAUGAGCCCAAGAUUGCAGCCACUAUGGUCUUUUACCUGUAGUCUCACCAAGGGACGCAAUGUUAGCUGCAUGGUUUGGAACAAACAUAACUUGGACCUACUGGCGGUGGGUUAUGGGCAAUUUGGAUAUAAGGAACAGAGAGGAGGAUUGAUUUGCUGUUGGUCACUGAAAAAUCCAAUGUGGCCUGAGCGCAUCUAUAACUGUGAAAGUGGCAUUACCGCCCUUGAGUUCUCUGCAGACAGCCCCAAUCUGCUGGCUGUGGGUCACUAUGAUGGAACUGUGGCAAUCUACAACAUACGCAACCUGGAAAAUGGGCUAGUUCUGGACAGCAGUAAUGAUCAGAAUAAACAUAUUGGCCCAGUCUGGCAGCUGAAGUGGACUGAACAGGACAGAAAUUCCAAAGAGGAUGAAAAGGAGGGGACCUUGAUCUCCAUAGCUGCAGAUGGCAGGAUUGCCAAAUGGACUCUUGCAAAAGGACUGGAAUCAUCAGAUUUAAUGAGGAUAAAACAAACAGGAAUGCAGACUUCCAGGAAAAUGGCAACUGAUAAAGAAAAGAAGAGUGAGGCCUCCAUUUCUCGCCAAGCACCAGGAAUGUGUUUUUCCUUCCACCCAAAGGAAGCUAAUAUUUACCUGGCUGGCACAGAAGAGGGCUAUAUUCAUAAAUGUUCAUGCUCCUAUAAUGAACAGUUCCUAGAAACCUAUGGAGUCCACAAGGGCCCAGUGUAUAAAGUAGCAUGGUCACCAUUUUCUUUGGACACUUUUCUAAGCUGCUCUGCUGAUUGGUCCAUUCAUGUAUGGAAUCAGGAAGUCCUGAGACCAGUUCUCCGAUUUUCUUCAACUAUCACAAAGGCUGUGCAUGACAUCAUGUGGUCUCCAAAGACCGCCACUGUGUUUGGAGCAGUGAAUGAGGACAGAGUGGAAGUCUGGGACCUUGCUGUUAGCAUAUUGGAUCCUGUUAUUAUCUGCCCAGCCAAUGAAGGGUUAACUUUGUCUACCAUACUGUUUGCUAAAACCACCGACUGCAUUCUUGUUGGUGACAGCAAUGGAGAGGUCAUCAUAUAUGAGCUCCAUAAUAUGCUCCAGCAGGAAGAUUCUUUGAUUGCACUAGAUGACAUCAUUACAGCCACCUUGGAUAGCCAAAUGAUCAGUGAUUCUUACAAAGAUCCAACAGAGGAGCCAACCUCUACAAAUAUUUGUGAUACAGUGUAAUGCUAGACUGUAUCACAGACGAUUCAAGGGUGGAAAGUGUUACAGCUGAGCCCAAUUCUAUCUUCAUCAAAAUCCACACAUAUGCAAAUUACCAUUAAGUGGAUCAGGAAGUGGAUGCCACUGGACUUUUUUUUCACCUUGUAGUCCAGGAAUGCUACUACCCUGGCUUUGAUUAACGCAACACAGGUUUUCUCACUGAGCCUUCAAGGAAUUACAAAAAAUGGAUAUGUGUUCACAAUUAAAGGACGCAACUCCAAUAUUAAUGGCCUGGAGAAACAGAACAAUAACACUUUGAGCGAAUAAAAUAUUUUGCACCAAAAAUUGUUUUUUAUAGAUGGUACAAUCAUAUCAAACUACUUUAGUACAAUAAAUCUAUCAGAAGUUAAAUCGAAAAGAAAUCCAUCUAGACCAAAAUAGACUGUACUAGCAAUAGAUUUACUAUUCUUGUAUAAAGUCUUCAAAGGUUUUACAUCAAACAUAUUUCCAGAUUAAAAAUGUCACUGUUAUAUAAUCAUUUCAAGGUAGAAUUUUAACUUGGUAAAAUAUUAACACAUGGCAUUUUAAAUAUUUAAAUAAAUAGAUCUCACACAAAAUAAGUUAUGAAAGUAUAAUUUGCUCAUUUUUUUAUUUAAGAAGUGAAAGUUAUUUAAAUAGUUCUGCAUUCAUUAUCUGAUAUCAACCAAAAGUAUCAUUUCCAGGACUUCUGUGAAGAACGAACUGUUUCCAAUGUGAGGUACAAAUAUUCAUUUUUGGUAAUGGCAUAGUAUGUGUUGAUCAAGUGACAUGAGAGAUUGAAGUUGAAAUUAAAUCAAGUUUCUUUUGA